UAUCAUUGCCUGUGAUGACAAUAUCCGAAAAAUAUUUUCAGAUUCGAAUAUUAAAGCUUAAAGCUGCUAUACGAAAUGACCGAUCAAAAUCUAGCUUCUGUGCAAUUGAAAUGAACAUUUUUUAUUUUGCUUGAGAAAGUAAAUUGGGGAUUCUUUUCUUGCCAUACCUUUAGUAUUGAAAAUGCAAUCAUUGCAGACUGAAAAAUGUUUUAAUGACACUACAAAACACACGCAAGAGAAAAUAUGCAAUAUACUACACCAAAACUCAUGCUAAUUUUCAUGCAACGAAGUGUAGCAAAAUAAUUGCAACCCUCUGCCAGUUGUCAUAUUAGACAUACAUACAUACAAUGUAUAUCCAUUUCGCUAUUAUUUUAUUGAGAAAGGCAUAAAUGAGUGAAGAAGGUGAACCCGCCGCAAAAAAGAAAAGGCAGCAGCCACACAAAAAAUGGAAGGAGCGCGAGGUGCUCCUGAUAAUUGACUACCUAAAGGAGGAACCAGAGUUUGAGGCUCCAACUGCACGAUUUUACUAUAAGCGGUUUUUGGAAAAGUCGCAGUUAGAUGCCUCUUGGGAACUCGUGCGGUGGAAGGUGCGGCAUUUGAAGGCGCAGUAUAGCAAAGUAAAUGACUGGCUGGCUUCAAAUGGUGCAGGUCUUAUGGACAAAACUUAUGGAAGAACUAUUGCAGCAAAAAUAGGUAAAAUGUGCCCAUAUUUCAAACAGCUCAGGGAAAUUUUAGGCAAACGCGUAUCUACUAUUGAGUUGUUAAUAAUCACGCCCGAAGUUGUUGACUCGCCUUACUCUCAGCUGUGUCCAGCAAGCCCUGCACCUAUUAAAGUAGAAGCUGAAGCUGAAAAAGUAGAAGCUACAUGUGUUUCGCUAAUAAAUUUUGCAACUUCUUCUGUGCCAGAUUCCACCCCAUCAUCCGCAUUUCAGAGAACAAUUUCGCGAGUGCCAAAAGCCUCCAUAGGGCAGAUGGCAGCUGUGCAAAAGCAAAGAAUCGCAAUUGAGGAAAAAAUGCUGCAAUUUGAGAGGGAAAAAUUUGAACACUUAAGAUAGUACAAGAAAAAAAAUUAGACCUAGAAAAAAAAAAUUAGAAAUGGAAUAUAUGUAAGUGGAAGACAUUAGAAUUAGAAAUGAGGAAAAGAGUAGCUAAAUACGAAAUUGACAAAAAAUAUGAAAAUAAAUAUUAAUUAAAUAUA
Messenger RNA from Bactrocera tryoni, 1198 nucleotides. RefSeq lists its product as uncharacterized. The record is from RefSeq and is a predicted model, not a curated record. NCBI's taxonomy places the organism in Eukaryota, Metazoa, Arthropoda, Insecta, Diptera, Tephritidae. The transcript is spliced from 4 exons. The coding region runs from base 390 to 1055 and encodes 221 amino acids.